AUGAUUCCCUCUACUAUUAUAUUUCUAGGCUUGGCCGCUGUUGCCAAUGCCGUCCCUUUCAUGACCGAACGGGAUCUCAACUCAACCAUUUGGACUCCUGAGCAUGUUCUGCAGCAGGACGAGGUCAUCCUCUAUGGCGAGGGCCGUAUGGAGGUUGUUCAUGUCAGCGUCUACGAGAAACUUCUCGAGUCUGAGGGCGUCAACCCCAUCACUCCCGAGAUUGACCACGACUGGAUCAAGGCCGGAGCCAAGGCUAAAGGCAAGGCCAAGGCUCCCCGUGAUCUCGAGGAGCGCCAGUCCUGCGGAUCCACGACUUCUUACGUGACUGAUCGCACUCAGCGAUUUGUCGACUGGGACGUGCAGAUGUCCCCCGUCGUCAUCGGCCAAGGCCGAAACGGCAUUGAUGUGACAGUCGCAUCGUCCUAUAGUGUUUCCAACGGCGUCACUGUCAGCGGUGGUCUUGACAUCACUGCCAUCAAGAACCGUCUCGGUGCCAGCUUCGGCGUUGACUACUCCCGCACCUGGACUACCCAGGCCAGUGUUUUGGUCCGCGGUACUGUUUCAGCUGGUGAGACCGGAGUUGUCAUCACUCGACCUUGGACCAACCGCCGCUACGGACGUGCUUUCCGCGGUUGUGUUGGAUCCAUGCAGCAGACUGGUACCUGGAUGGCUGAUUCUCAUGAGGAGGGUUCUUACGAGGGUGUUCGAUGGGUUGCUGGUGCCAUUACAAUGUGCAUCAAGCGACAGAGCGGCAUUCCUCUGAGCCGCUGCAACGGUGGCGGUAACUUCCGUUAA
This is a messenger RNA of Fusarium pseudograminearum CS3096, 795 nucleotides long. RefSeq lists its product as uncharacterized. Bases 1 to 795 code for a protein of 264 amino acids. NCBI's taxonomy places the organism in Eukaryota, Fungi, Ascomycota, Sordariomycetes, Hypocreales, Nectriaceae. The transcript has 2 exons. The record is from RefSeq and is a predicted model, not a curated record.